AUGUUGGAGGAGAAGAGCUGGAAAGGCGCCGGCGAAGCAGCUUUUGACAGGGGGUGUGUGGCUCCCCCCAGGACCGGCGAUGGGGAGAGAUGCUGCCGCCUCCCUCUCCUGCUGGGCUCAGGGCUGCCUGGCAUCUCCCUGCUUUCUCUGGUGCUGAGCCUCCUGCUGUACUUUCGGACCUCCGAUCUGCAGUCCCGGGUGUCCCACUUGGAAGCGGACAGACCCACACAGCUCCCUGCCUGGCUCUCAGCAGACCAAAUGGAGACAGCUAUUUUGGGAAGAGUUGACCAACUGCUUGAUGAGAAAUUAAAGUUCCACUUGCCGAGACAUCGAGAAGUUCGAGACACGCACCAGCGAUGCAACUGCCCGGCAGGUCCACCUGGCCCUACAGGAAGACCAGGGCUCCAGGGAGACAAAGGUGCGAUGGGAAUCCCUGGGCGGCCGGGACUAAAAGGGCAACCUGGAGAGAAGGGUGCUCCAGGAGAAGCAGGCAUGUCUAUCAUCGGGCCCCGCGGUCCACCCGGACAGCCUGGAACAAGAGGUUUUCCUGGAUUCCCGGGCCCUAUUGGCUUGGAUGGCAAACCGGGUCAUCCUGGACAGAAGGGGGAGAUGGGUGCUGCAGGUCCCAGGGGACAACCCGGACCCCCAGGACAAAAAGGAGAAAAGGGUCAGUGUGCAGAGUACCCGCACAGGCUGUUGCCUCUCCUCAAUUCAGUGCGGCUGGCUCCACCUCCGGUCAUAAAGAGACGCACUUUCCAGGGUGAACAAGGACAAGCGGGAAUCCAAGGUCCCCCAGGGCCUCCUGGGCCACCAGGACCCACUGGACCAGCUGGACCCGAAGGAACCCCAGGACAGCCCGGGCCAGUUGGGCCGCCUGGCAGAGCAGGAGAACCUGGGAAGCCUGGCAGAGAUGGAAAGGGCUUACCUGGGCCUCCUGGACCAAAGGGAGAUCCUGGGAUUCAGGGAUACCCUGGCAGAAAGGGUGAGGUGGGCGAGUCAGGCCUGCCUGGUGCGCAUGGCCUCCCUGGAACUCCUGGCCCCAAGGGUGAAAAAGGGGACGCUGGCAUCAAGGGGGAGAGAGGCAUGCCAGGGCUGCCAGGAAGACAUGGCACUAAGGGCGCUCCUGGGCCGGCCACCGCAGGGAUGAAGGGCGAGCCCGGGACUCCAGGAGAAAAGGGAGAUCCUGGAGUCCCAGGGAGGAUGGGCCCCCCAGGUUUGCCAGGGAAGAGGGGGCAGCGGGGUGAGAAGGGACGAGCUGGUGACCCUGGGCUUCCCGGACUCCCUGGCACGAAGGGAGAGAAGGGAAAUGCUGAGAAUGCCCUGGUGGGAGGUAAAGGAGAACCUGGCCCUCCAGGCCUGCCUGGACCCCCUGGACCAAAAGGAGAAGCUGGUGACGUUGGCCGGCCUGGUGCUGCAGGGUCACGGGGGGAAAAGGGGGAACCUGGUUCACCGGGAGACCAGGGACCCAUGGGCCCAAGGGGCCCCAAAGGAGAGCCUGGGAAGGAUGAAAUGAUGGACUAUGAUGGUAACAUCAGUGAAGCUCUCCAGGAAAUACGAACUUUGGCCUUGAUGGGACCCCCAGGACUUCCAGGUGUGGCUGGACCUCCAGGGCCACCAGGACAGAAGGGUGAAAUUGGCUUGCCAGGUCCUCCAGGCCACGAUGGAGAAAAGGGACCACGCGGCAAGCCUGGAGAAAUGGGCCCCCCUGGCCCUCAUGGACUGCCGGGAAAGGAUGGACCACCUGGAAUAAAGGGAGAGCCGGGCCGUAUUGGGGUCUCAGGAGAAAAGGGCGAUAAAGGAGAGCCAGGACAAGCCGGCUCACCGGGUCUUGAUGGGCCCACUGGAGAGAAAGGUGAACGAGGUGACCAAGGGAUGCCAGGACCGUCAGGAUUGCCGGGUCCCAUUGGACUUCCAGGAUUGACAGGAGAGAAGGGCGAGCCCGGGGAGCGUGGAGACAAAGGAAAUCCAGGAGAAUCGUUAUCUGGCCCCCCUGGACCCCAAGGCCCACCAGGACCUCCGGGUCUUCCGGGCCACCCAGGACCGAAGGGGGAAGCAGGGAUUGAUGGAAUGAAAGGAGAGAAGGGUGCCCAGGGUGAAAAAGGAGACAGAGGGCCACUGGGAUUACCCGGUGCUUCAGGUUUAGACGGCAGGCCUGGACCACCGGGUACUCCAGGACCAAUUGGGGUUUCGGGACCAGCAGGACCAAAAGGAGAAAGGGGCAGUAAAGGAGAUCCUGGAGUUGUAGGACCAAUGGGGCCAGCAGGGCUUCCUGGUUUACAAGGUCUACCUGGUGACAAAGGAAUCCGGGUAAGUUACCAGGCAAACUUCUUGUAUUUAGUUACUAACGUCUUCACCUGGUGA
Molecule: messenger RNA, 2361 nt
Organism: Egretta garzetta (little egret)
Lineage: Eukaryota; Metazoa; Chordata; Aves; Pelecaniformes; Ardeidae
Gene: COL13A1
Product: collagen type XIII alpha 1 chain
Exons: 42
Coding region: 1-2361 (786 amino acids)
Source: RefSeq, a predicted model, not a curated record